AUGGUGACUAGGAAGCCGGUAGCUCUUGUCGGGAGUAGUUGCAGACUUCCUGGGGGAGCGUCAUCACCAUCAAGAUUUUGGAAUCUGCUGCAUCACCCUAUCGACCUCCGAAAAGAAGUUCCACAAGCUCGAUUCAACCCUGAUGCCUUCUACGAUCCAAAGCCGGAGCACCAUGGUACUUCGAACGUCAGGGCGGCUUACUUCUGUGAUGACGACCCUUCCCGAUUUGAUGCCGAGUUUUUCGGUAUUCAUCCACGAGAAGCAGAGGCAAUGGAUCCUCAGCAACGCCUGCUUUUAGAACUAGUCUUCGAAGCAAUAGAAUCGGCGGGGUAUCCAAUGCAAUCCUUGCGCGGCUCGAACACCGGCGUUUUUGCCGGCCUAAUGGGUACAGAUUAUUACGACAUACAGAUGAGGGACCCAUUGUACGUAUCCCAAUACCAUGCCACCGGAACUGCACGCAGUAUUCUCUCCAACCGGAUAUCUUACUUCUACGACUGGAAAGGCCCGUCAAUUACUCUGGAUACAGCCUGCUCCUCUAGCCUCGUUGCUGUCCACUUAGCUGUACAAAGCCUGCGCAACGGCGAAUGCGAUGUUGCCAUCGUAGCUGGUGUCAAUCUCAUCCUGGGCCCUGAGAUGUUCAUCUCGACCUCCAAUCUCCACAUGCUCUCGUCGAGUGCCCAUUGCAAGAUGUGGGAUCAACAAGCGGAUGGGUAUGCUCGGGCAGAAGGUGCAGUCGUUGUUGUCUUAACGAGGCUUGAGGACGCUUUACUUCGAGGGGAUAACAUUGAAAGCGUUAUUCGUGAGACAGGCGUUAGUUCAGACGGCAGGACUCCGGGGAUUACUAUGCCUUCAGCCACCAGCCAAAUUAAGCUCAUCAGGGAGACUUUCAAGAAAACUGGACUGGAACCGCUCUGGCCUGCCGACCAAUGUCAAUUCUUCGAGGCACAUGGUACAGGUACUCAAGCAGGUGAUGUAGCGGAAGCAGAAGCGAUCAAUUCCGUCUUCUCUAAACGUCAAGGGGGUAAAAGUGAAGAAAUGAAUUCCCGUAUUUAUGUUGGGUCAGCUAAAACCGUUGUUGGACACCUCGAAGGCGCUGCUGGCAUUGUUGGGCUCUUAAAAGCAUCCUUGGCCAUUCAUCACUUAACGAUACCUCCCAACAUGCAUCUGAAUCAAUUGAACACGGCAAUAUAUGGCUUCUCCGACAACUUGAUCGUGCCGACAACGGCGCAGAAUUGGCCUCGAAUUGCAACCGGGAGUCGUCGCAGAGCAUGCGUAAACAGUUUCGGUUUUGGAGGAACCAAUGCGCAUAUCAUCUUGGAAUCAAUCGAUGACCAGAUUUCAAAGACCUGCCCAGCGGAUGAUUGCAUAAAUUCUCGUGGGCCAUUCGUCUUCUCAGCAAUAUCGCCAAGGGCGCUGCGGGAAUUCCUCGAAUCGUAUCGUGAUCUACUUAUCGCAGAGCCAUUGAUCAAUCUCUCGAAGCUGGCGUGGACCCUCUCGCAAAACCGCUCAUCAUUUUCUAACAGAGUUGCAUUGACUGCAAAGAGUACAGAAGAAUUAAUCACGAAAAUAGACGAUAGUAUACGUUCUCUACAGCAACGAAUGGCCACUAUAGAGACAACGACGCGUUCCGGAACUGGCCAUGGGAUCCUUGGCAUUUUCACUGGGCAAGGGGCUCAAUGGCCUUUGAUGGGGCGCGCAUUGCUUCUACAUUGUGCUACUUUCGCGAGUGCAAUCCAGAAACUCGAUAAUUUUCUCCACACACUCUCAAGUUGCCCUGAAUGGAACAUUGCAGAUGAGUUGAGGAAGGCUCCAGUAGAAAGUAGAGUGCAUGAGCCCGCGUUUUCUCAACCCUUAUGUACGGCAGUCCAGAUAGGGCUCAUCGAUGUACUUUAUGAUUCCGGACUUCAAUUUGAUAUGGUCAUUGGGCACAGCAGCGGGGAAAUUGCAGCCGCAUACGCUGCUCGUUGCGUGUCCGCUGAGGAUGCGAUACAGAUUGCUUAUUAUCGGGGCCAAGCUGUAGCAAAACCCUGCGCGCAUGAUGAGCAAUCAACAUUGAUGAUGGCAGUCAGUUGCAGCGUACGCGAAGCGUUGAAUGUUUGCGAGGACAGCCGAUUCGUUGGCAAGAUUUUCGUCGCCGCCCACAACUCCCCGUCAAGCACGACAGUCUCUGGAGAAGCCGAAGCUCUAGCUGAUGCUAAGGAGUAUCUUGAAUCUCAAGGAAUAUCCGCUCGCAUGCUGCGAGUAGGCCGUGCGUACCACUCGCCCUUUAUGUCAGCGUACUCUUCGCAGUAUCUCACCGAUCUACAAGCAUGCUGCAUCAGAUAUCAACCAGCUUCUGGGCCAGCCUGGAUAUCUUCUGUUCAUGGAUACCCCAUGGAUAUAGCUUCGGAUUCGUUGAAUGAUAUGCAUUGGUUAGACAACUUAGUGAACCCUGUGCUUUUCAUGGAAGCUCUCGAGCAGGCGAUGGAAGACCAUGGACCGUUCCCCGCUGCUCUAGAGAUCGGUCCGCAUCCAGCCCUGGAAUCGCCGAUUAUCCACACAGUCCUGAAAUCUUCUGGAAGCGCGAUUCCUCACCAUGGCACACUGGCGCGUGGUUCAGACGACUUUGACGCUCUCAUGGAAGCGCUCGCAUUCCUUUGGUCAAUUGAAAAUCCUCCUUCAAUCGAUCUAUCCAAAUUCUGGAGAGCAUGCAAAGGCGUCGGCUUCAAACCUCCUCUGAGGCUAAAAGACCUCCCCAACUAUCCUUGGGAUCACUCGGUGUCAUACUGGAGAGAAUCCAGAAUUUCGAGAGAGUUUCGUCUCUCUGGUCAGCCUUUUCAUCCACUACUGGGCGUGCAGACAAGCGUUUUUGAUGGUCAGAUACAAUGGCGGAACAUCUUGCGUAUCGAGCAUAUUCCUUGGGUCAAAGGUCAUGUGGUGCAGGGUGAGAUUCUCUUCCCAGCUGCAGCCUACUGCUCAAUGGCACUCGACGCAUCACUUGUGAUCUCGGAGGGCCGUACUAUCAACAUGGUGGUACUGGAGGAUGUACACUUCGAAGCUCCUUUGUCUCUUGGUGAUGAUCAGCAAGGCGUGGAGAUUUGCUUCACUUUGCGAAAGCUAAAUGGAGAACACGAUGAUACCUUUGCUUCCGCAGACAAAACCCUGGAAGCUGAGUUCUCUUGCAUCGCAGGAAAGGCAGGAAGUUCACAUUCUCUCCGCCGAAUGGUACGAGGCAAAGUCCGGAUACGUUUCGGCUUACCUUCGCCAGAUCUGCUACCUUAUUCAUGUCCAAGCUAUUCUGGACUGCGCUGCGUUCCCACCCAAGACGUUUACCACCAUCUUUCUACAAUUGGUUUGGAAUUUGCUGCCAUGUUUCAAGGGCUUACUUCAGCACAUCGCAGGCUCCACCACGCUCAGGUCACUGCAGAAAAGCCUAUGAGCAGGUUUCAUCUACAUCCUGUACUUCUCGACUGGUAUUUUCAGUCAAUGCUUGUCGCAUAUGCGGCACCAGGUGAUAGCCUUUGGGCUCCAUUUUUGCCACAGCAUAUCGAAAGGAUCAGGCUGAACCCACUGGCGUGGAUGAAUAGUGAUCUAGUACCUCAGAGCGUCCACAUCAUAUCUGACAUCACGGCCGUCCUUCCAUCUCAGGAGAACCAGUCGCCAGUUAUCGUUGGCGACAUAGGAGUCGCUUCGCUAAACGCAUCCCGUACCGAAUUACAAAUUGAGGGGCUGAAAUGCGUUGCACUCUUCGCCAGUCCACCUCAAGAUGACUGCAUGCUGUUUAGCCAAAUGGCAUGGAAGCCCUGUAUUAGCAAUGGCAUUGUUCUCGAUUAUGACGCCCGCAAGCAUUUUGAUGUGGAUACAGCUCUAGUUGAAGCAUGCGAAAGAAUUUCACUAUAUUUCUUUAAGCAGCUGCGGAUCCUGGUGGCUGACUACGAAGUGCCAACUCAACACCGUCCUUUAUUUGACUUCAUUGAUUACCUUCUUCCAACUGUCAAGGAGGGCAAGCACCCGACCGCCAAAGCGGAAUGGUUUCAAGACGAUAUUAAAACAAUUGAGAAUCUCUCUGCUCGAUAUUCGGAAUCUGUGGAUGUCCAACUCAUUUCCGCAGUUGGACAUAGAAUUGCGGAUGUUGUUUGCGGCUCUACUAACAUGUUAGAACAUAUGCUCGCAGACUCAAUGCUAGGCCGGCUAUACACAGAUGGCAUCGGACUUCGGGCUAUGAAUGUUGGCCUAUCAUCUGGAAUCGCCCAGAUUGCGCAUCGAUACCCACGUAUGAAUAUCCUGGAAAUUGGCGGUGGAACAGGAAGUGCAACAGCAAGCGUCCUAGCCUCCCUCGGGAACACCUUCACUUCGUAUACCUUCACCGAUAUCUCUUCCGGCUUCUUUCAGUCAGCCCAGGAGAGGUUCCGAAAAUGGACUGGCAAAAUUUCAUACCGCACUCUGGACAUCGAGCAAGACCCCGACGUUCAAGGGCUAAAUUCCGAGACUUAUGAUCUUAUCAUUGCAUCAAAUGUCCUCCACGCUACACGAUAUCUAAACGCAACUAUGAGGAACGUUCGCAAACUACUACGUCCGGGAGGCUAUCUCGCCAUGGUCGAGUUUUCAGGCGAUGUACUCCGGAUUGGUUUCAUGGUAUGCGGACUGCCUGGCUGGUGGCUUGGUCAGGAUGAUGGACGCCGCUUUAGCCCAAAACUAACUUGCAAUCAAUGGAAUGAUCUACUAAAGUCUACUGGGUUCUCUGGAACCGACACUAUACUGCACGACAGCUCUAAUCUUUCGCUCCACGCCUUCUCAGUUAUCAUCUCGCAAGCCACCAACACCGACUUUGAACGUAUCAGGACUCCGUUAAGGUGUUCUCACCCUUCACUAGCCGAUGCUCCGAUAUUGAUUGUCCGAGGACAGCAGGCAUUCUCGACUUCGUUGAUGCCGGAGAUGCAGGCCAUGCUCGAAAGUUCUAGCAAUCAUGUCAUAAUUGUGGACUCUUUCGACGAUGUUAGCGCCGAUUAUCUUGCACUUAAUCCCCAUAUCAUAUUGUUUGAAAAUUCGGAUUGCCCAAUUCUCGGAUCCAUGACAUUUCAGUCGCUACGGGUGCUCCAAAAUCUCGUCCGGCGGGCUCGGACGAUCCUGUGGCUUACAACCGAUCGCGAAACGAACAAUCCAUACUCUAAUAUGAUCGUUGGACUCGUCCGUUGCAUAAGCAAUGAGAUGCCAGAUCUCGCUAUGCAAGUACUUGACACGGAUUGUAAGUCCGAUACUACAAUUUCUCUCAUUAUGGAAGCCUUUCUCCGCUUAGUCACAGCGCACCAUACGAAAUCUAACACACUCUGGACUGCUGAGCCGGAACUUGCCGUGAGGGACGGCCGACUCAUGAUACCUCGGAUUCUUCCUAUCUCAGAGAUGAACGACCACUCUUGGGACCCAACAGUGACCGUUUUCAUCCGGAAGUCAUCCUUAUUUGCAAUACGCAUAUGCAAAACUGUCUCGCUGUUUGUAGUCGUCGGCACUGUAAACAGUAGCACCCAUCGCGUACUAGCUUUUAGCCAUUCGAAGGAAAGCGUGGUGAGUAUCCCGCCAUCAUGGACCAUAGAAGUAUAUGACCCACACGCCAGCGAUGACACCAUUUUAGUCAAUGCCAUUUACUACCUUAUUGGGCAUAGUCUGGCUGGUAAAGUGUUAGGAAGAAAGUUAUUGUUCCACAACGGUAACAAACAAUUGGCUGAGUACUUGCGCAGCAACUGGAGUAACAACUGGAGUAAUCAAACAGCCGGACCUGAAAUCUUCACUUCAAUUUUCGACGUCACCGGCGAUGAUUAUCAUUCAGAUGUCAUUCUCCAUCCACACUCCACCAAGCAGCAAAUCAAGGCAAGCCUGCCUUCGGGAUUAGAUUCAUUCAUUGACCUCUCAGCAAAUGAGGGUGAAAGGGAUAACACGACUCAAAUUGUGGCAAGCCUUCCUUCCUCAGCCCAGAUUAUCUGUACACACGACCUCGUCUCGACCAAUUCUAUAUAUCCAGGCGAACAAGCAACGUUUAACGCAAAACCAUUUUUGAAGAAUAUCAUAUCCCGGUUCAGUGACACAAAUUUCGAAGUGUACAAAGCGCCACUGGGGUCUCCAAAGUCAAUACUAGGACUCGUAGACUGCAUAGGCCCUAUGAAAGAGCCAGUCAUAGUUCGCCCACCUGAUCCGCGGUCUCUUUUCACAGCUGAUAAAACAUACUUGCUGAUUGGGAUGACCGGUGAUAUGGGCCGCUCCAUCUGCAGGUGGAUGGUGGACUCCGGUGCUCGCAAUGUGGUGAUGGCGAGCAGAAACCCGUCUCCUCAGAAGACCUGGUGUGAAGAUCUUACUCGUGCAGGCGCGACAAUUGUUAUCAGGACGCUAGAUGUGUGCGACAGACAUGCGCUGAAUUGCAUGCUGGAAGAGCUUCAUGGCCAUCUUCCUCCGGUUGGUGGUGUCGCGCAUGCCGCGAUGGUGCUCUCAGACACUACUUUCGCAAACAUGACAUUUCAAGACUGGGAAAAGUCCUUUCAGCCCAAGGUAAUUGGCUGCAACAACUUGAACAAUGCCCUCAAAGACGAUGAUAUUGAAUUCUUCAUUCUACUUUCAUCCCUUGCUAGCGUCGUGGGUAAUAUUGGCCAAAGUAACUAUGCUGCCGCAAAUAUGUUUAUGACACCCAUAGCACACCAAAGGCGUAGUCGCGGCCUUGCAGCUUCAGUAAUCGAUCUUGGAAUGAUUAUUGGCGUGGGAUACAUGAAUAAAGCGGGGCCCGAACAAAUCGAGACGAUGGAGAAACGGUACGACUAUAUGAAAAUUUCCGAAGCGGACCUGCACAAUAUCUUCACCCAGGCAAUCAUUGCAGGACGGCCCAACUCAGGCUACCCAAUCGAGCUCAUAACUGGAUUGAGGCCAGCCUCAGGGUCUCGAAAACCAUUUUGGUAUGAGAAUCCGGUAUUCUCUCAUCACCGGGCAAUAAAAGUGAGAAAGCGAGACAAGGACCCACAAUCAUCCGAAAAGGUUACGUUGGUUCAGCACCAGGUUCUCAAUGCCGCAAACGAGCAGGACGCACUCGAUAUUGUCCUCCCGAUCUUUUCUGCCCAGCUUGCGCAGAUUCUUCAACUCCCAUUAAAUCACAUCAAUCUAGACAGGCCGCUUGUAGAACUUGGAGUAGAUUCUUUGAUAGCUGUAGAGAUAUCGUCCCGAUUUUUCAGAGACUUUGGGCAUAGAUUAUCUGUGCUGAAGAUCUUAGGUGGUCUAUCGGCCUACGAAAGUGAGUUGGGGAAGAUAAAUGGAGAAGCAAAUGCUAACUUGUCACUACAGUAUGUCAAAAUGCUAUCCUGCCAACAAGAGCCGCGCAACUACAUAAUAUGGCGACGUCUAUUCCAUCUCAUCACCAAGAUAUCAAUGGCAGUCCGCAACGAUAUCUUCCUAAUAUCGCCUCCUGCGACGAGCCAGAAGUUAGCGGCCGCUGGGCAGGAGGAAAUCGAAAGGAGUGUCCAGAACAACGGUGAUUUAGCAUUUCGAAAGCAAGGCAGAUUAUCUUCGAGGCAAUCUCGCGUAUGGUACUUGAUGGCUUGUUUCGAUGACCCGACCAUUUACAAUUGCACGUGGAUGUACGACAUCGUUGGGCGGAUCGACCCUAUUAGGCUUCAGAUGGCCAUCCAGUUCGCGUUUCAGAGGCAUGAAUCACUACGAUCCGCAAUAUUUGUAGAAGACAAGUCAGGAGAAGUUCUCCAAAGCGUGUUGCCCACUUCACGUCACCUAUGGAGUCACCAGAUACUCACGAGCGAUUUCAACUCCACGCCUGAGUUUGAGCGAAAGAGGCAGCAUAUUUAUGAUCUCCGGAACGGUAUUACUAUCGCCGUUACACUCCUCUCCUCGUCUAGCGCCCUGCAUCAUCUCAUUGUCGGCUAUCAUCACAUUAUCCUUGACGGGACAGGAUGGCAAAUCGUGCUGCGGGAUAUCGCACAAAUGUAUAGCUCCGUGGAUACCUUACCCCCGCCCACAGCGCAAUAUCUUGACUUUGCUCAUGAUGACCAACUUUAUUCUGAAAAAGACAUCAACUUCUGGAAGAAUCAACUUGAUCCAGCACCGGCUCCGUUGCCGCUUUUCCCGUUUGCCCGAAGAAGGCAUAGGAGGCCGCUCAACUGCCCGUCUAUUCACAAUUACAAGAGAGCUAUGUCUGAGGAAAUAUGCAAGACAGUUCGGAAGCUAUGUCAGUCUCUAGGGGUCACAAUGAUGCACUUUCAUUUGGCAGUCCUGCAGACUAUGCUAUCGAAAUUUACAGACACAACGGAUUUUUGCAUUGGCAUGGGUGAUUCAAGCCGGCACAAUGAGCGCUUUGCAGGAGUAGUCGGGUUCAUGACCAAUCUGCUCCCUUUGCGCCUAAAACUCCAGGAUGACAUCUCGUUUGCAGACAUUGUGCGACGUGCGAAGCUCGUAGCUCUUUCGGCUAUGGAGCACUCUGCGGUCUCGUUCGACAUAUUACUCUCAAAACUCAAUAUCGAGAGAGAUGAUUCACACACACCUUUGGUUCAGGUUUGCAUCAAUUACAUUUCAGGAUUCACCCGAGAUAUUACACUUGGAGAUGCAGUCCUGAAAUACAAUACAUCUGCGGACGCACUUCAACCUCAAGAUCUCGUCCUUACCAUUCAAGAGGAUGAAGAUCAUCACAUAACUUUACACUUCGCCGUUCAGGAUGACCUGUAUACUGUAGAACAUGCGGAAUUGAUGGCGGACAUCUAUAUCACUAUUCUUGCGACGGCGUCGAAAGAUCCGUAUCAACAUGUUAUAGAUAUCGACUAUCUUCAAGACUCGCAAAGAGAAAGAGGAAGGGAGCUAGGAACUGGCCUGGUCGUUCCACAGCUGUCAGGGAGUAUUUAUGGCUUCAUUGACAACGUUGUAUCUCGCUACUCCAAUUGCUUGGCUGCGAAGGACUGGAGAGGCAACAGCAUUACCUACACGCAAUUACUUAAGAAGGCAAAUACCAUUACCAGGGCCCUGUUAGCCUACGAUGUGGACAGAGGCACUGCAGUCAGCGUACUCGGUGACCCCACACUAGAUCUUUUAUGCGCCGUCGCGGCUAUAUGGCAAUUUGGGGCCAUAUAUGUCCCUAUCAACAUCGGAAACCCAUUUGAGCGAAACUCGACCAUCAAGCAAAAUUGCAAGAGCACUAUUGCACUGGCUGUUGGAAAUGCUGCCCUUUUUGCUGCCCGACGACUUCAAUUUGAAGUUAUCCUCGAUGUCCCAGUUAUAAGCAUUCAAACGGUUGGAUCAGAAAUUAUACACAGCCAUUCCGGCCCCGAGUCGAUCGCGGCUAUCCUUCAUACCAGUGGCUCGACCGGCGCUCCAAAGGGUGUUGUGUUGACUCACGGCAACCUUUUGACACAGGCUACUGCUAUUAAGCAUGAAGUUCCUUUGACUCAGCCUGUCGUUCUUCAGCAAAGUGGCAUUGAAUUCGACGCCUGGCUUUUCGAAAUGCUGGUCGCAUUCACUUCCGGUGGUAUACUCAUUAUGACCUGCGCCCGCCAUGACCCUGAGGCAAUCGUUCAUCUCAUUCUAACUGAAAAGAUAAAUGUCACAUUUGGGGUUCCGUCAGAGUACUUGCUGUGGUUCCAAUACGGCUCGGAUACCCUCCAAAGGACCGAAUGGCGACUUGCGUUCUGCGGAGGUGAAUCCAUGACCGAAAGUGUCCUUAAGGGUUUCGCGGCUCUCGGGCUUAAAGAACUGGAGCUUGUCAAUGGCUAUGGUCCUACCGAAGCUUCCUUCUGCUGCUCUAUGGGAGCAGUCUCUUAUCAUUCGACUGAAGUCUUGUUCCCAGUGUCUAUCGGAUCGGCAUUGCCAAAUUAUGAGGUCUUCGUUGUGGAUAAAGACGGGCGUCCCCUUCCAUUUGGUUGGAUUGGCGAAAUUUGUAUAGCAGGUCCCGGAGUUAGCCUGGGUUAUACCAGUGACUACUCAAAUAUCACCAACAGUGAUUCACUCAACCACGAGCAAGUAGGAAGGCACAGGACGUAUAGGACAAGAGACCAGGGGCGGAUGCAUGAAGAUGGCUCUGUUACCUUUCUAGGGCGCAUUAGUGGCGACUAUUCGAUUAAGUUGAGAGGGAACCGAGUUGACUUGAUGGAUGUCUCCAAUACAAUAUUGAGGACAUCGAAAGGCGUCGUGUCGGAAUGCGCCACUGUCCUCAGGCAAGCAGAAAGUCCAUAUCUCGCAGCGUUCUUUGUUUUACAGAAAGGCUGCCCUGCUACUGCCCAACAUUCACUGGCGAAGAUGAUGGAAACUCUUCCAUUACCAACCUACAUGCGGCCAGCCAGAGUAGUAGAGUUAAAGGCUUUGCCACUAUCGGGGAACGGAAAAGUCGAUCUUCAAGCGCUCCAAGUCAUACCACUACCUGAGGCCGCCGAAUCCGCCGAAUCACCCACACCACUUACUUCCAUUGAGGAGACUAUAGUUGAGAUUUGGGAAGAAGUCUUGACGAAAACGUUACAUCCUACUAGGUUAUCUGUGACGAUGGAUUUUUUCUCAGCUGGUGGUAACUCCAUACUGUUACUGAAGGUCCUCGAGAAGUUACGGCAAAGGAUGAAACUUAAUCUUGGCCUCCGAGACUUGCUCAGAAACCCUACAAUAACAGGAAUGGCCGCUGCCACUCUUAAUUGUGUUACAAACACCUACGACUGCAAAGUUCAUCUCACUGACACAAGCAUUGACUGGGAAGCCGAAACUUCGCUUACAGGCAUUGAGCCUCCUAUCCAAGAACCUACCAGGGCUUUAAAAGCCAAGGAUGGCGUUGUGGUGCUUCUCACGGGCGCGACAGGUUUUCUCGGUCUCUCGAUUCUUGGUUGCUUGCUGCAGGCCCCUAAAAUCACAUCGAUCCACUGUGUUGCAGUGAGAUCAGUGGAGAAGCUGCCCGGGCAUGUUAUCCACAGCCACAAAGUCACAGUUCACAAAGGAGAUCUUUCGGAAAUCCGAAUUGGCCUUUCCAGCGACAUCUUCACAAAUCUUUGCUGCACAGUCGAUGUCAUCAUUCAUUAUGGCGCCGCAGUAUCUUUUGUCCAGCCUUACGCCUCACUACGUACUCCAAACAUCUCUUCAACGAAAGAGCUCAUUUGUUUAGCCUCACGACGGCGGAUUCCUUUCCACUAUGUAUCCUCUGCCGGUGUUGCACAGUUCAUGUCUCUCACAUCCUUCCCAGAGAUCUCAGUAGCAGGGCACGAACCACCUGAUAGCACCGACGGUUAUUUAGCUAGCAAAUGGGUUUGCGAAGUUCUAUUGGAGAACACACAUGCACAACUGGGAAUCCCAGUCGUCACUCAUCGCCCCACUAGUAUCAUUAACCAUGAUUACUGGGUCAUACAGGCGCGCGACAAAGUACCUGAUAUUCCAAAGAAUGACGUUCUCCAAAAUUUAGUUCAGUAUUCGUUGAAGAUAGGAGCUGUCCCCACCCUCAAGACCUUGACUGGGUGUUUCGAUAUCGUGCCAGUGGAUACAGCUGCGAGGACGAUAGUGCGCGAUGUUUUCUGCGAAUGGUCCGAAGGUGUUACGUACUUGCAUAUUUGUGGUUCAAUGAAGGUAUCGGUGCACGAGCUUGCAGAUUUUCUUACUAAGAAGUGUGGGCGGAGGAUUGAGAAGAUCGCGCUUGAGAACUGGACUCAGAGGGCGAGAAAGCUUAGUAUGAGCGAGGAACUAGUGGAAUGGUUUAUAGAUCUGGAUGGCGAAACGCGAGUCCUGCCUAACAUUGUAAGGAAGCUCGGUGGAAUUCCUUAG
Lindgomyces ingoldianus is the source of this 11739-nucleotide messenger RNA. RefSeq lists its product as uncharacterized. NCBI's taxonomy places the organism in Eukaryota, Fungi, Ascomycota, Dothideomycetes, Pleosporales, Lindgomycetaceae. The record is from RefSeq and is a predicted model, not a curated record. Gene Ontology annotation, biological process: secondary metabolite biosynthetic process; fatty acid biosynthetic process. The transcript is spliced from 8 exons. Gene Ontology annotation, molecular function: 3-oxoacyl-[acyl-carrier-protein] synthase activity; fatty acid synthase activity; phosphopantetheine binding. Bases 1 to 11739 code for a protein of 3912 amino acids.